UUCUGCUUUUUCUUGUUUUCUCUCCGUUCGCCGCCACACAGAAACUCGAAGCGUUUCCUUCGGUGCCAACUCAGCUUCGAUUCUGUAGUGGCGGCUUGCUUUCCGUUCCACGUUGAAUGGCCUUCUUCUCUCGACCUGUUGUGUAGGCAUUAAUUGAAGUCUGUUCUUACCAUUUAAGAAAGAUGGAAUUUGAAAAAAAGAAGAGAUGGAAAUUCACGGUGUCACGCCUUUUCAAAAACAAAUCAGCUUCUCGUUGCUUUUUCCCAAAGGUGAAGCCGGCUAGGUUUGGUCCGAUCUGUACUCUUGUGUAUCUGAACGUUUACGACCUAACGCCCAUGAAUGGUUACGUUUACUGGGCAGGCCUUGGUAUCUUUCAUUCUGGUGUGAAAGUUCAUGGUGUGGAAUAUGCAUUUGGAGCUCAUGACUACCCAACCAGUGGUGUUUUCGAGGUUGUGCCACGACAGUGCCCGGGAUUCAAGUUUAAGAAAUCGGUGUUCAUUGGGACCACAACACUGGACCCUGUCCAGGUAAGGGAUUUCAUGGAGCACUACUCGGAAAGGUACAAUGGAGAUACAUAUCACUUGAUCGUCAAGAAUUGCAACCAUUUCUGUGAUGAUAUUUGUCAGAAGCUAACUGGGAAACGGAUUCCUAAAUGGGUAAAUCGACUGGCAAGAAUAGGUUCAAUGUGCAACUGCGUUCUUCCUGAAGGCCUUAGAACUUCAGUUGUAAAGCACGAUCCGAAUUACAAACCGCAAGAUAGUGAGAAGAAGAGACUGAGAUCGAGCUUUAGUUUGCUGUCUUCGGUGUCGCGGCAGCAGAAAUCUUCGCUACUCAGUCAUCCUCUAGAGACCUCCUACUACCAUCAUCGGAAUCGAAAAGAUAAAUCAAUGUUUUAUUUUGAAAGGAAAAGGAAAGAAAACUAAGUGGUUGGGGUUUUCUCUUUGGCAUUUUGGGGUG
Molecule: messenger RNA, 957 nt
Organism: Hibiscus syriacus
Lineage: Eukaryota; Viridiplantae; Streptophyta; Magnoliopsida; Malvales; Malvaceae
Product: deSI-like protein At4g17486
Exons: 4
Coding region: 183-923 (246 amino acids)
Biological process (GO): protein deubiquitination
Molecular function (GO): deubiquitinase activity
Source: RefSeq, a predicted model, not a curated record